Moneuplotes crassus is the source of this 1271-nucleotide messenger RNA. The record is from the annotation of a GenBank genome assembly. NCBI's taxonomy places the organism in Eukaryota, Ciliophora, Spirotrichea, Euplotida, Euplotidae.
GAAAAAUGCAAAAAGAUAAUUAUAGACUAGGAGGUUUCCUCGGGCAAGAUGCCGAAGAUAUUCUGUAUAAUGAACUUAUGGAAGAAAUUGGGUUGCAAAGGACAAAAUCUAGUGACCAGGAGCCUCCUUUGAAUAUAAAUGAAGCUGAAGUGAACGAUGAUCUUAACUUGCUUGAAGUAGGCAGCAGUUUUGACUUCCAUGAUUUCUCUUAUAAUCUUGGAAAAGAAGAUGAAAAUUUGUUUGCAAAUAUAAAAGAUGAAAAGUAUGAUCCAACCGAUGGACAGAGAGAAGUAGAGCUGGUGAGCAACAAUUUUGAUAUUUUGAACUCUGAUGUAAUGGUACCAGCUUCUGGUGAUGACGAGCUUAUCCAUGAAGAGGCUAAAGAGAUACCUCACGAUAAAAAAUUAUUAGACCAAGCCUCAAUUAAUGAAUCUUGCUCUAAGUCUACCACCCCUGAUUCAGAGAAGUUUGAUAUAGUAUCUUUCUUAUCAAAAAGACUUGAGCUCUCACAUUACAAUAAGAUAUAUGAAGGCCUGAAACAGAACAGGCCUAGAGGAAGGCCAAGAAUUAUCAAAGAUACCGAUAAGGAUGUCAUUUGGAACCAGAUUUUUGAGCAACUUGCUAUAAAGGGAAGCAAAAGAAGGAUUAAGCAAAGAAUUGAUGCUAAGACUGCCUCUAUCUGUAGAGAUUCAAAGAAAGUUGUCGACCAUAUUCUUAAAUAUGUCGGCUCUAAAUGAAGAUACAAAUCUUCAGAUAUGGAAGAAGUUAUUGACUCUUAUGCCGAAGCCUUCACAGUUGGAUUCGUUCCAGCAGUACUUGAAGGUGGAGCUGUAGAGGACAAGAUCAGGUUAUUCUGACAAUUUAUUGUCCUCUCAUAUCCUGAAGCGAAAGUUGGAACCAUAAUUUCUUCUUUGGAAGAAGCCAAUUAUUUAUCUUUUGACGAAAGCCAAAACUUACUUCGUCAAGUCAAGAUAAGAAAAUUGUCUUCAAAGAAGAAUUUCCAAAAUUUAGUUAGCCAAAACGUUUGCUUUAAAAAUAUUAUUUUAAAGCUUUUGGCCAAGCUAGAUUCGUCCCCUCUCAAUAAUAAGGAAGAAUUCAGAACAAUCUUGGGACAACUUAUCGCAGAAGAAAUCUAAGAGUGCAUCUCAGCCUGAUUACCAGCAUCUUUGAAGUUCCUUCUAGAAGCGUGCUUCUAGAAGGAAUAUUUGACUUAAUUUAUUCUAAACACUUUUUCUAAUUUCGCCAAUUCUUUGCGAUUAAUUUUGAUUGGU